Messenger RNA from Chlamydomonas reinhardtii, 5592 nucleotides. RefSeq lists its product as uncharacterized. The transcript has 15 exons. NCBI's taxonomy places the organism in Eukaryota, Viridiplantae, Chlorophyta, Chlorophyceae, Chlamydomonadales, Chlamydomonadaceae. Gene Ontology annotation, molecular function: protein binding; phosphatase activity. Gene Ontology annotation, biological process: phosphatidylinositol dephosphorylation. Bases 123 to 5183 code for a protein of 1686 amino acids. The record is from RefSeq and is a predicted model, not a curated record.
CUGUCAACGCUUAAGUCCAUAAUAUCGCGAAAGUGAGGGACGAAGGCCUUUGCGCCUCGUGAAAUCCGCGAUUCCUGCGUACUUGAGAUGACUUACAUGGACUGGGCCUGGAAAUAUCCUUGAUGUCGCAGGACCCCUUCGCUCCGUUGACCGGCAAGGUCGCGGGAGCUGCGGGCUUCAGUUCCACGCCCGCGACAGGCUUCAAUCCGCUGACGGCUGGGCUGCACCAGCCGGCGCCAGCGCCGGGGCCAGGAUGGGUGUCCUUUGACGAUGGCCCAAGCGUGGGGGCGGCUCCAGCCUUCCCGGCUCCGCAGCCACAGCUGGCGCAAGCACCCAUGACCUCUGGAAUGCCUGGCCAGGUGCCGGGCAUCUUGCCCCCGGCAGCAGGCGGCCUCGGAACGGCCACCUCGUUCUCGCCACUGACAACUGCCGCAAACAAAUCUACGUUCCCAACGUUUGCCGCGCUGCACGCCAGCAUUGCGCAGCCGCAGACCGCCGCAGCCACAACCCAGCCCGCCAUACAUCCGUUCAGUGGCCUUCCCGCGGCGGCACCGGUGGUGGUCAAGCCUGCCGCUGUGGGCGGCAGCGGCGCAGCGGUGCACGCCAACCCAUUUGCCGCCAGCGCCAAUCCGCAAGGCGCGACGGCCGCGGCACGCAGCAAUGACCCCUUCGCAAGCCUGGCCAUGAGUCAGCCGCCAGCACGGCCGCCGCCCAUGGGCGCCUCCUCGUCCAGGCGCCACGUCACCGACCCCUUCGCCGCUGCGGAGGCGCCACCGGCGUUCCCAACCUUUGCGGCCAUCCACGGGCAGGCACCGCCGCCCCCACAGCCGCACUCAGCGCUGACACCGCAGCCUGCAUCUACCGGCAGCCCCUCGCCGCUCCCGGUCUUCCCGGCGUUUGCGGCCGCGCCGCAUCUUCCGCCGCAAGGGGCGGCCCUGGCAGCUGGACCGCCGGCCAGCAAUGUACAACAGCCUGCCUCUGUCGAUGCCGCCAGCUUCGACGCGUUCGUGUCCAGCGCGCUCCGUCCUGUGCCUGCACCUCUAGCACCAGUCGGGGCUGCGGCUGCGGCUGUGGUCACACCGCCUCCGCCGCCACCCGCCUACACAGCCGCGUUGUCCAUGUCGCCGGCGGCGGGGACGGGGCCAGCACCGCCGCCACCACCCACUUAUGACGACGCCGUCGGGAUAUCUACACUGCCCCUGCCACCGCCGCCCGCGUACACGGACGCGCUUGCGAUGCCUGAGGCUCCAUCAUUGGGCGUGGACGGUAGCGGUGUGCUCACACCUCCGCUGCCGCCGCCCGGCUACGACGAGGCGCGGGUGAUGCCCUCGGCGGACUCCAGCGGCGCGCUGCCCAACGACGUGUCGCUGACGGGGCUCGUGCAGGGGCGCCCGCUGCCCGGUGCACGUGCGCAAGGGCCCAGCGGGCUUGCGAUGGGCUCGUUAGGCUCGGCCGUCGUCAGCAGUGGCGCGGAGGAGAACUGGGCCAGCUUCGGCUCGGAGGUGCACGCGGCCCCGCACCUGACGCGACAGAUGACGCAUGCCACGGCCGCGGUGGCGGAGGUGCCGCUGCCGCGGCCGCCGCCCACGGCAACCUUUGGGCCGGGCGGGGCCGCACUGAUGCACUCCGGCGGCGUUCACCUGUCGCACGCCGUGCCGCCGCCGCCGCCGCCCAUGGCGCCGCCGCCACUGCCGAAGCAGGUGACGAUAGAGGUGCGGCUAGCGCCGCUGAAGCCCAAGGAGGCGGCCCUGCCGGUGCGGCUUGUCGCUGGCAUGGGCAAUGUAUUUGCGGCGCCCGGCGGCGAGGGCGUGAGCGCUCUGCAGUGGAUGCUGUGGCCGCUGCAGCCACCCGCGGGUGCUGGUGGAUCCGGCCCGCACGGGCCAGUAGUGGAUGGGGCGUUGCCGCUGGCAUACCAGAUGCCUGCGGGGGGAAAGCAAGCUAGGGAUGACGGUGGCUCGGCGCGUGCGGGGGACAAGCAAGCCGUGGAGGACUGGGACUCGGCCCCUGCCGCGAUGCUGUUUGUGCCGCCCUCGUGUGAGGCGGCCGUGACGUGCAUGCUGCUGGACGAGCAGAGCGGCAGCCUGUGGACAGGCCACAAGGAUGGCAAGGUUGCGCGCUGGAGCGUCCUGCAGGGCCGCGUUGCGCAGUACCAGCACCACUGGAAGGCACAUGCGUAUGGGAAGGUGACGAGCCUGGUGCUGACGCCGUGGGGAGAGCUGUGGACGGCUUCGUCAUCAGGCUCGGUGCGGGCGUGGCAGUACCUCGCAGCCAUACCAGCGACGCGCCCGCCCAUCCGUAUGUUCGAGUGCCGCCGCGAGCGGCUGGCGCGGGGCUCCACGCUCCGCAAUGCCGCACCUCGGCCGCACAGCAAGGUGCGGCUGAUGGCCCUGGGCCCCGGCGGCCGCGUGGUGUGGACGGCGGGCCGCAGCGGCAUGGCGCUGUGGGGCGCCUACGACGGCGAGUUCUUGGGCUCGCUUAGCCCGGGGACCGAGAGGGAGACUGGCGCGCCUGGCGGCACGGCCGGCACGGCCUCGGCGGGCGCCACGGGCGCAGUGUACCCGUCAGGCGGCGGCCUGGCGCGGCCCGGCACCAUGUCCAAUUACGCGGCGGCGUACGCGGGCGAGACGGGCGCUGGCGGCGUGCUGGGCCGGGAGGGGCGCGACGCGCAGCAGCAGAUGGACAUCAACUCCCGGACGGGUCUGGAGCCGGUGCUCAUUGAGCGCAAGUUCGAGCGCGCACCGCCGCCGGAGGACAACGACGAUGGCGACGGCGGCACAGAGGCGGACCUGGGCACGCAGGUGUUCAAGGGGCUGGCGGGCGCCGCCAAGUUCGCGGCCAAGUGGGGCAAGAAGAUCGCCAAAAAUGUGGGUGAGCUGCAAGCUGCGGCCUCGGGAGGUGGCAAGGACUCGGCAGCGGAUGACUGGGCUGAAGGCGGCAAGGGUGCUGGCUACGGCGCCGCGGGCGGCGGCGGCGGCAGCUCUGCCGGUCUGGCGGGUCGCGGCAAGGUGGUGGCGAUGGUGCCGGGUCUGGAUGGCUCCAUGUUUGUGGCGUUCAAGAACGGCGUGGUGGACAAGUACACCGAGUGGGGCAAGCUGCUGUGGUCACGGGACUUCGGUCGCGAGCCGCAGCUGUGCUGUGCCGCGCUGGCGGGUACGCAGCUGUGGCUGGGCGGCACGGACGGCUGCAUCCGCGCAGUCACGGCUGCGGCCGGCGAGCUGAGUCGCGCCUGGAAGGCCUUUGACUUCCCGGUCGUGGCCCUGGCGCACGACGCCAACCCCUUCCGCGGCCUGGGCCUGGUGUAUGGGCUGUCGGAGCACGGCAGCGUGCGGGCGUGGCCGGCCGCGCUGCCGGACGAGGCGACGCUGGUGCAGUGGAGGGACGGACUGGAGCCUUGCCUCACGCGGCACCAGCUGCGCGUGCUGGCGGGCACCUGGAACGUCAACGAGACGCGGCCGGCGCCGUCGUCGCUGACCACCUGGCUGAGGUCGGGUGCCGCCACCGCAGACAUCGUGGCCAUCGCCCUGCAGGAGGUGGAGGUGGGCACCAGCAGUGUAGCCAUGGACGCGGCACGCAACCUGCUGUACAAGACCAUGCUGGAGCGCGGCAACCAGAACGCGCAGUGGUGGGCCUCGGAGCUUGCCGUUGCGCUGACAACCGCGAGUGGCGGCGCCAGCUGGGACCGUGUGGGCCUGCGCCAGAUGAGCGGCAUGCUGGCGCUUGUGUUCUGCCGCGCUCAGUUGAGGCCGCACGUGGGCGAGGUGGCCACCGCCAGCGUGCCCUGCGGCGUCAUGGGAGUGGGCGGCAACAAGGGCGCCGUCGCAGUGUCCAUGUCCGUGUACAGGCGGCGCAUCAUGUUUGUGUGCUCCCACUUCGCAGCGCACCAGGAGCGGGUGGAUGAGCGCAACGACAACUACAACAAGAUUGUGCGCCAGUUGCACUUUGAGAACACCAGCAAGGCCGCGGCGCGCAUGGCUAGCCACCAGCAGCAGCAACAGCAGCAGCAGCAGCAACCGGGCGCGGAGCCAGUCCUGAUCCGCGAUGACAGCGACCUGGAUGCGGCGGCGGCCGCCGUGGUGCAGUCGUCCGCGGAGGGAGGCGGCGCCGACGCCGGGGCCGCGGUGGCCCAGGCCAUUGCGGAAGCGGCGGCGGACGACGGGCACGGCCCGGGCAUGGCGGACGCGGCGAUGCUUGUAUGGGCAGGUGACUUCAACUACCGCAUCAAUGGUCCCUAUCUUGCGGUGGUAGAAGCCGCCCGCGCCGGCAGGUUCGCAGAGCUGUACACGAUGGACCAGUGCCGUGAGCAGAUGGAGAAGGGCAACGUGUUCCGCGGCCUGCGUGAGCCGCUGCCGCUGGGGCACCCGCUGUUCGUGCCCACCUACAAAUUCGACAAGGGCGAGCCGGUGCGCCCCGGCAGGGAUGGGCGCCUGGAGCUGCCGUAUGACACCAGCGACAAGCAGCGCGUGCCGGCCUGGACCGACCGGAUCUUCUACCGCGGCUCUCGGCCGGGCAGCCUGGACAUGGCUGGCGAGGAGGUGCAGGUGGGCGUGGCGCAGCCCCUGGACUACAACUGCUGCCUGGAGCUGAACGACUCGGACCACAAGCCCGUCUACGCCAUCCUGCAGGUGCUGCUUCCCGGCUACAAGCAGGAAGCCAAGCGCCUGCACAGUCUGGCUAUUGCGGCGGUACUGCACCGCGCCGCCGUCACCUCGGCUAUUAAGUCGGCGGCAGCGGUGGACGCGUCUGCAGUCGUUGGCGGCCCCCGGCCGCCGCCGCUGCCGCCGCCAGUGCACGCAUCCACCCAUUCGCUGCAGGUGCGCGCGGGCAUCGAGACGCCGUCCUUCGUGGACGUGCGCAACAGCAGUACCGCGGCCUUGCUGGUGCACGUAUCCGUGCAGCGGCCGGGGCCGGGAGCCGGCACGCCGGGCCCGCUGCCGACGUGGCUAGAGGUCAGCCCCACCAACUUCAUACUGCUUCCGGCGGACGCACACGCUGGGCCGGGAACUGGGGAGCCUGGGCAGGGGUCGCUCGUGCGUGUGUUCUUGCGGGCUGCGAGUGGCGCUUCGGAGGGCGGUCGUGUGCCAGGUCCGGUGCGGUUGCACUUCAGCGUGCGGCCUGUGUGGGCGGCGCCCCAGACGCUGGCAGGAGUGCCGGGCCCGGUGGUGAGCGUGAGCGUUAUUGGAUGAUAGCGUAGCGUUUUGUGGGGCGCGGUGCGGUACAGGCGUUUAAGGUUGGCGAACAUAAGGUGUUACACUCUGGUCGUGCUGGUGAUUCAAUGCGCUGGAAUUGGUCGUCAACACCUGCAUAAUGUCAUGUUGUACCACUGCCGCGCCUGUGGCCAUGCUGCACGUGAAGAGCGUUGUGGACGAUUGCUUUAGAGGUAUACAUGAACUUCUCAUUGCUCAGUGCGAAGGAGGCUCAUGAGUGCCACUGUGGUAAGACGGUACUGGCUAUGGGGUCACAUCAAAGGUCGGCUGGCCUAGUCUCACACUGCGGAGCUGUGAUUCGACGUGCCGAAAGCAUCGGGGCCACUGGAAUGCCUGCAUGGUUUGUUGGGGGUACUUGACUGUGCCACGGAUGGCCGUGAGGGCCUUG